This is a messenger RNA of Camellia sinensis, 5572 nucleotides long. The record is from RefSeq and is a predicted model, not a curated record. NCBI's taxonomy places the organism in Eukaryota, Viridiplantae, Streptophyta, Magnoliopsida, Ericales, Theaceae.
UUUUACCUGCAGAUACAGAUUGAUAGAGCUUUAUCCUUUGAAAUUCGAAUCUCAAACUAGUUUCUUCUUCAAUAUUUGUUUCAAAAAAAAAAAAAAACAAAAGUCGAAAGAAAAAAAGAAAAAAAAGAAAGAGAAAAGGUGGAUUGAAAAUGAGUGCCCUGCAAGGUGUAUUUUCAAUUGUAGGGGCAAUUGCAGGGAGAAUAGUUGAGCCAGUGAUCCAAUUAGUGGUGCUCCACGUUGGUUUUGUUUUUCAGUACAAGAAGAAGCAGAAGAAAUUGGAAGUUGAAAUUAAAAACCUUGAAGAGCAGAGAAAACAAAUCGAAGAAAAAGUUGAUGAAGCCAUUACUCGUGGUGAUGAAGUUGAUGAACCUGUUUCAAACUGGCUAGCAGAGGUGGAAGAAAGAGUUCAGAAAAUUAAGGAUGACAAUACUAUUAACGCAAACAUGCAGUGCUUUAAAUUCUCAUGUCCGGAUUACAUCUCGCGCUACCAAAUGAGCAAGGAAGCCGAAAACAAGAUGAAAGAAGUAAAAAAUCUCACUCAGAGUGGCAAUUUUAGCAUAGUUGCACAUCCUAAGCCAUUUGCUCAAGAACUUCAAUUCCCAUCAUCAAGUGCAAACUAUGCAAAUUUUGAAUCGCGAGAAUUGGUUUUCAAUAACAUCAUGGUGGCAUUACAAGAUUCCAAUGUUAAAAUGAUUGGAGUAUAUGGAACAGGAGGCGUUGGUAAGACGACAAUGGUCGAAGAGAUUGGCAAACAAGUGAAAAAUGGACUUUUUGAUGAAGUUGUGGUGGCAGUUGUCUCUCAGGACGCAAAUGUGAGCAAUAUUCAAGGGCAACUCGCUGAUCGCUUGAAUCUGGAACUAAAAGGGGAAACUGAAGUGGGAAAAGCAAACCAAUUGUGGAAUAGAUUGAACAAUGGGAAGAAAAAUCUCAUUAUAUUGGAUGAUAUGUGGCAAGAAUUGAACUUGAAGACAAUAGGGAUUCCUAUCACUAACGGAAACAAUUGUUGCAAAGUUGUGAUAACGUCUCGAAUCCGAGGUGUGUUGGAAAAGAUGCAUGUUGAUAGAUAUAUUCCAAUGCAAGUAUUAUUAGAGAAAGAAGCAUGGGCCCUAUUCAAGAUGAAGGCGGGAAAUUCUGUUGACUCUCCUGAACUCCAUGAUAUAGCUGAUGCAGUCUGUAAAGAGUGUGGAGGCUUGCCGGUCGCUAUACUUGCAGUUGGAGCCGCAUUGAAAGAUAAGAAAAAAUAUGUCUGGGAAGAUGUACUUGAUCAAUUCAAAGAUUCCAUGCUAAAGAAUAUUGCGGGAAUUGACCCAAAGGUGUAUGCUUCCUUAAAGUUAAGCUAUGAUCGGUUAGAAUCUAGUGAUGCAAAAUCAUGCUUCUUGCUAUGUUGUUUCUUUCCUGAAGAUACUAAUAUUUCAAUUGAGGUGUUGGCGAGACAUUGCAUAGCGAGAAGUUUGCUUGGACAAAACACAAAUACAUUAAGAAGAGCAAGCCGUCGAGUACUUACAGUGGUUGAUAUCCUCAAAGAUGCUUGUUUGUUAUUAGAAGGCAAAUAUGAAAACUUUGUCAAAAUGCAUGAUGUCAUUCGAGAUGUUGCCGUUUCAAUUGCAAAAGAUGAUGGUAAGGAAAUUCUAGUAAAACUUGGUGUCAAAGAGUGGCCCGAGAAAGAUACAUGCGAAUCUUACUCAGCAAUCUCAUUAAGGUUCGACAACACUCUUGAGCUUCCGGAUUAUUUGCUAUGUCCACAACUCCACACCUUGAGUAUACUAUCGAAAAGGAAUAUCAGCAAGUAUCUUUUGCUUAAUGUUCCUGAUAGGUUUUUCAGUGGAAUGGAGAAACUUACAAUUUUAGAAUUGAAUAGAAUCUGUAUGUUGCCUCCAUUAUCUCUUGCAAAUUUGGUUAACCUUCGGAUGUUAUGGUUACAUGAUUGUGAGUUGGGAGACAUAGCUAUACUCAAGGAUCUAAAUAAUGACCUUGAAAUACUUAGCCUUCGAGGUUCUAAUAUCGAGGUUUUGCCAUCAGAGAUAGGACAAUUGACUCAUCUUCGGUUGUUAGAUCUGGAAAAAUGUUACCAGCUCACAGUGAUUCCACAAGGUGUCAUAUCCAAUUUGUCUCGCCUGGAAGAAUUGUACAUUUUAGAUAAUUUGACACCAUGGGAGGCCACAAGAGGCAACGAGGAAAGAAGCAAAGUGAAUCUUGAUGAGUUGGGGAAAUUGACGCAAUUAACCACUUUACAGAUUCACAUACCAAAUGUCAUGCUAUUGCCCAAGGACUCCUGCUUUGAAAACUUGAUCAAGUUUAAAAUAUCAAUGGGUAAGGAGUACGAUUUUUCUAGAACUUAUUCAAAGUCGUGUAAACUUGCGGGUGUUACCUUAAUGGACAAGUUAAUCAUUUUGUUGAUGAGAGCCGAAGAACUACAUUUGGAAAAAAUUGAAGGUUUACAAGAGGUGCUGCAUAACAGAGGUGAAGAGGGGUAUUUGAUGGAACGUCAUGGAUUAAACCCAUCAGGGUUCUUCAAUAAUUUAAUUGAAUUAACAAUCGCAGAUUGUAGGUUGAAAUAUCUCUUCUCCCUGCCCUGUGCAAGAGGAUUUCCACGACUUCAGACACUACAAAUAAUUGGUUGUAAGAUGAUGGAAGCAAUAGUUGGAAUUGAAGAAGAAAAAGAUGAAGAUGAACUCUCAAGUCAGGUAAUUAAUUUCAGUCAGUUGAAAUAUUUGCGUCUCAAGAAUCUACCCAAGCUCAUAAGCUUCUACCCCAAAGUGGAGAAGAUGACAGCAUCUGAAGGAAAUUCUUCUAGCCAGGCACAAUCUUUGUUUAAUGAAAAGGUUACAUUCCCUGCCUUGGAGACAUUGUAUAUUAUUGGACUAACAAAGAUAACAGAGAUAUGGGAUAGGAAAUUACUUCUAUUAGAGUUCUUUCGACAAUUGAGAGACGUGGACAUCUUGCGCUGUGAGAAACUAGUGAAUGUCGGUUCGUUUAAUAUGCCGCGACAAUUACCAAAACUAGAAAAACUUAAUGUCAGUUUUUGUCGAGAGCUGAAAGUAAUAGUAUUGAAGAAUGGGGGGGCAGAAGAAGAAAAAGCUAAAAACAACAAUAAUACCAUCUCAUUCCCUCAACUAACGAGUUUGAGACUUGAAGAUUUGCAGAGCCUCAAAAGCUUUUUCACCUCUAGAUCUGAAGCACAAUCCCUCUUCAGCCAGGUUACAUUUCCUGCCUUGAAGGCAUUGUAUAUUGCUGGACUAACAAAGAUAACAGAGAUAUGGGAUACGAAAUUACUUCCAUCAGAGUCCUUUCGACAAUUGAGACACGUGGACAUCUUGCGCUGUGAGAAACUGGUGAAUGUUGGUUCGUCCUAUAUGCCCCGACAAUUGCCGAAACUACAACAACUUUAUGUUUGCUUUUGUCAAGAGCUGAAAGUGAUAGUAUUGAACGAUUGGGGGGAAGAAGAAGAAAAAGAAGAAAACAACAAUAAUACCAUCUCGUUCCCUCAACUAACGAGUUUGAAACUUGACGAGUUACAGAGCCUUGAAAGCUUUUUCACCUCAAGAUUCGAAACACAAUCCCUCUUCACUAGCCAGGUUACAUUCCCUGCCUUGAAGAAAUUGUAUAUUAUUGGACUUACAAAGAUAACAGAGAUAUGGGAUAGGAAAUUAAUUCCAUCAGAGUCCUUUCGACAAUUGAAAGACGUGGACAUCUUGCACUGUGAGAAACUGGUGAAUGUUGGUUCGUCCAAUAUUCCUCGACAAUUACCGAAACUAAAACAACUUAAUGUUAGUUUUUGUCGAGAGCUGAAAGUAAUAGCAUUGAAGAAUAGGGGGGAACAAGAAGAAAAAGCUGAAAACAACAAUAAUACCAUCUCGUUCCCUCAACUAACACGUUUGAAACUUAAAGAUUUGCAGAGCCUCGAAAGCUUUUUGACCUCCAGAUCCGAAACACAAUCCCUUUUCACUGGCCAGGUUACAUUCCCUGCCUUGAAGACAUUGUAUAUUGAUGGACUAACAAAGAUAAUAGAGAUAUGGGAUACGAAAUUACUUCCAUCAGAGUCCUUCCGACAAUUGAGAGGUGUGGACAUCUUACGUUGUGAGAAAUUGGUGAAUGUCGGUUCGUUCUAUAUGUCCCGACAAUUACCAAAACUACAACAACUUAAUGUUAGGUGUUGUCGAGAGCUGAAAGUAAUAGUAUUGAAGAUUGGGAUGGAAGAAGAAGGAAAAGCAGAAAACAACAAUAAUACCAUCUCGUUCCCUAAACUAAGGAGUUUGAGACUUAAAGAUUUGCAGAGCCUCGAAAGCUUUUUCACCUCUAAAUCCGAAACACAAUCCCUCUUCACUAGCCAGGUUACAUUCCCUGCCUUGCAGAAAUUGUAUAUUAUUGGACUUACAAAGAUAACAGAGAUAUGGGAUAGGAAAUUAGUUCCAUCAGAGUCCUUUCGACAAUUGAGAGACGUGGACAUCUUGUGCUGUGAGAAAUUGGUGAAUGUCGGUUCAUCCAAUAUGCCUCAAAAAUUACCGAAACUAGAAAAACUUAAUGUUUGGUUUUGUCGAAAGCUGAAAGCAAUAGUAUUGAAGAAUGAGAGGGAAGAAGAAGAAAAUGCAGAAAACGACAAUAAUACCAUCUCGUUCCCUCAACUAACGAGUUUGACCCUUGAAGAUUUGCAAAGCCUCAAAAGCUUUUUCACAUCUAGAUUUGAAACUCAAUCCCUCUUCACUAGCCAGGUUACAUUCCCUGCCUUGAAGAAAUUGUAUAUUGAUGGACUAUCAAAGAUAAUUGAGAUAUGGGAUAGAAAAUUACUUCCAUCAGAGUCCUUCCGACAAUUAAGAGACGUGGACAUCUUGCGCUGUGAUAAACUGGUGAAUGUCGGUUCGUCCUAUAUGCCUCAACAAGUACCGAAACUACAACAACUUAAUGUUAGGUGUUGUCAAGAGCUGAAAGUAAUAAUAUUGAAGAAUAUGGGGGAAGAAGAAGAAAAAGAAGAAAACAACAAUAAUACCAUCUCGUUCCCUCAACUAACGAGUUUGAAACUUGAAGAUUUGCAGAGCCUCGAAAGCUUUUUCACCUCUAGAUCCGAAACACAAUCCCUCUUCACUAGCCAGGUUACAUUCCCUGCCUUGGAGACAUUGUAUAUUACUGGACUAACAAAGAUAACAGAGAUAUGGCAUAGGAAUUUAGUUCCAUCAGAGUCCUUUCGACAAUUGAGAGACCUGGUCAUCUUGCGCUGUGAGAAACUAGUGAAUGUUGGUUAGUCCAAUAUGCCUAACGAUUACCGAAGCUAGAAUAACUUAAUGUUAGGUGUUGUCGAGAGCUGAAAGUAAUAGUAUUGAAGAUUGGGGGGGAAGAAGAAGGAAAAGCAGAAAACAACAAUUAUACCAUCUCGUUCCCUCAACUAACGAGUUUGAGACUUGAAGAUUUGCGGAGCCUCGAAAACUUCUAGAUCCGAAACACAAUCCCUCUUCAUUAGCCAGGUAUGAAUGUUCUCAUCAUUUUUUUUGUUGCAGAUGACCUCUAAAACCAGAAACACGUGUGUAUAUAUACAUAUAUGUCUAUGUAUGUUUGUUUGUAUGUAUUUUUUCUUAGAUUA